UGAAUGCAGCGCACGUGGCAAAGUCUUUCCCUGUCAUUCAUCCCUUAACAGACAUGUGAGAUGUCACCCUGAGCGUAAACCAUGUGAGUAUGAGGACUGUGGAGAGAAGCUGUACAAAUGUAAGGACUGUGGCAAAGCCUUUAGGUGUCGCCAGUUUUGCGAGGCACAUGAGAAAAAUCACAAUAGAGAGAAAAAAUAUAAAUGUAAGUCAUGUGGGGGAAAGCAUUCUAUUGUCGCGCAUCCUUUCGGGCACACGAGAGGAUCCACACGGGAGAGAAGCCCUAUGAGUGUGAGGAAUGCGGGGACGCCUUCAGGUGGAGCACAGCCUUUCGAAGGCACGUGAGAACGCACGUGGGAUGAGCCCCGGGUACGUGUCAGGAGUGCGGGAAAGCCUUUCACUGCUCCUCUUCACUGCGAACACACGCAGCCACUCACAGCGGAGAGAAACCCUAUCAGUGUAAACAGUGUGGGAGAUCCCUUAGGGAUUAUCACACUUUUCAAAGAUACGGAAGGACUCACACAGGGGAGAAACCCUAUAAAUGCAAGCAGUGCGGCAAAGCCUUCAGUUGUCCCAGUUCUUUUCGAAAACAUGGAAGAAUUCACACUGGGGAAAAGCCUUAUGAAUGUAAGGAGUGUGGGAAAGCCUUUAGAGGGAUCUCAAACCUCCGAGCGCACACGAUCACCCACACUGGAGAUGGACCUUAUAAAUGUAAGGAAUGUGCGAGAGCCUUCAUCUCUCCUAGCUCCUUUCGGAUACAUCAGAGGAUUCACACCGGAGAGAAACCCUACAAAUGUACACAGUGUGGUAAAGCCUUCAGUUAUUACAAUUCCUUACAGUCACACAGGAGAACUCACACUGGAGAGGAACCCUAUGAAUGCAAGGAAUGUGGGAAGGCCCUCUCCCAUCACCAAACCUUAAAAAUUCACAUGAGACUGCACACCGGCGAGAAGCCCUAUGAGUGUACACAGUGCAGCAAAGCCUUCAGUAUUAGUUCCUUACAGUCCCACGGAAGAACUCACACCGGAGAGAAACCCUAUGAAUGCAAGGAGUGUGGGAAGGCCCUGCCCCAUCACCAGACUUUAAAAGUUCACGUGAGACUGCACACCGGCGAGAAGCCCUGUGAGUGUGAUUGGUGUGGUCGGGCCUUCAGGUAUUACACUUCCUUCCAAAAACACAGAAGAGUUCACACUGAGAAGGAAUUCUGUGAAUAAAGUACAUGGAAAAGCCUUUAAUAGUAAAUCAACUUCACUUUGAAAACAUGAAGGAAGCCACACUGGAGAGAAAGCCUGUCCGUGUAAACAGUGUAGGAAAGUCCUUGGAUGUGCUCUAAGUUUGCAAACACGUGAAAGGACUCACAUAGAAGAGAAACCUUACAGAUGGCAGCAACGCAGUAAAUCCCGCCCAGGCUGCACUUCCUUAGAAACACGGCAAAGAACUCGUGCUGAAGAGAAAGCCUGUGACUGUAAGGGAUGUGGAAAAGCCUUCAGGUGUUAUCAGAGUUUUUUCUGAAGACAUGAAAAAAAACCACAGUGGAAGGAAUGUGGGAAAGCUUUCACUUGUCACACAACCAUUUGAAGACACGUGAGUCCGCCCACGGCAGAGACACCAUGUGAAUGUAAAGAAUGUCAGAAGACCUUCAGUCAUCCCAGUUCCAGACGGAUGAAAGGACUCACUGAAUAAAACCUCCUGGGUUAAGCAGCCCGGGGAAGACUUCAGUGGGCCCACAUCUUUACAUGUGAAAACUCCCACUGGAAAAAAAUGUAAAUGUAAGUAACAUGAGAAAGCUUGAUGGAAAUUAAUCUAUGUGUAGUGUUCCAGAAAACUUCCAGCAGGAAAGAGUCGUUAUGAACGUUGUAAAUAUGUUGUGUUUAUCGAGCCUCUUUCUGAAAGUGUAUCACUGGACUGUGGGUUUCCAGUAAUUACUCUCAGAAAUGAAUACUGAGAUGAGCUUAUUCACACACUUUUGAUCGGGAAACAAAUAGCUCUAGUACUUUUCUCACUGACAGCCGGUUCAUUCAUGUCUCCCUCCCCACAUGCCUUUGCUAUAAAUAGGCUUUGGCAGCCUCCUGUUAAUUAUCCUAGAGUUUUUCAACCACCCAUGGUGGAUUUAAGCCCCUGCUGCACACAAUUAGAGAAGCCACAGUUAGCAACUGACAGCCUUUUUGUAAAAGGAGUUGAUCCUCCAAAGUCAGCUUUUCAUUUGUCCUUGGGUCAUGAAUGCAGGACCCCUCAGGCUUCCUAACCAGAAGCCUCUUCACUGAGCAUAAAUCGGUACUUACAGAACAGAGCCAAGAAUGGCUCCUCCAGCAUGGCCCACCUGAGGAGGAUGUGUGCUCCCCUGUUCGCUGACUGAUGCAUCCCGUUCUGGAAGAGGUCAUCUUUCUAGACAUAUUGGCCACUUUGGGAAUCACUCAGAGUCAGCACAUGAGUUACCAGGGAGUUCACAUUUUUACGGACAUUGUGCUGCAACUGAAUCUGAUGGAGUCCAUGUCAGAGAUGCUGUGUUCUGUCUUUAUUUUUGUUUGUUCUGGGGCUUUUUUUCUUACCACUUUAAUUAUUUGAGGUGGGUAAAUUAGGUUUAUUUAUUUCUUACUAUUGUUGUUGUUGUUGUUAUUUAAUGGAAGUACAGGGGAUUGAACCCAAGCAUGCACUCUGCCACUGAGCUAUACCCUCCCCCAACUGUGUUCUGUCUUUAGAUCAAACAGGCAGCUCUGAUCAAAAACUGGACCCAAUUUGACUAAUAUGGAUUAGUCAAAUUCCAGGCCAUUGUGCUAGCACUAGAGAAUUCCCUGGCCAGGAAUCAGACUCAUCUGCACACUGUUACAGAUCUUUGGCCAUUGACAAUGACCUAGUUGUCUCAUUCAUCCAAUAGCAACAACUUACCCAAGGUCGCCCUUUUUAGCAAAAAGAACUCUGGAAAUAUCUUGCCUCAAAUACUCAAGUACAAAUCAAGGUCACUCCUUACUGUAGACAUAUUACCUCAAUCUGCAGAGGCUCAUUUCAUUGUUCAGGGUGGUCAGUCGACCGGAAUUUCUGAGAUGUAUCUAUACCUGAGAUCUGACGGUAUAAAUCUUGGCCCUGUGAGCUCACGUAAUAUAUAACCAUUUAGAGGUUUCUAGCGUAAAGUUUAGGCAAAAUUCAGGGAACUUCCCUCUUCCAUAGCUAAUUUAUGACUGACCAAUGCACCUGAUGUAUGAAAAGUCACCACUGCUAAUAUACUGUGUGCCUACUGUCCAGGCUGAGGAAGUGGUCCCUACAGCUGGCACCCCCUCUGCUGGACUACAUGCUAUGAGGGGACCAUUUAAGUUACUCAUAUAGACAAAUUACUCAUUCUGUUAUAAAUAACCCUGCUGAAGUCAAAAUGCAAGGACUCACCAAAACACUCUAGAAAAUAUUGACAGUAUCAACUCAUUUUUCAAAGUACAAAGCACUGGGCUCUUAAAAAAGGUAUCCAGUGCGGCUUUGUACCUCUCUUCUGACCCCCAGCUACCCCCUCGGAGGAUGGCCUGAUGGCUUACCUAGACAAACCUUGCUCUCUUCUAAAUAGGUCUUUCUGCUCUUUGAGGCUUUAGUUAGAUUCAAUCCCCAGUCUCUCGGGCCAGUGACUUCGUCCAGAUCAUUAAGUCUUACUGGCACCUUGUAAGUCAGGUAGAGGCCAUUCUAUACUAGACACUUCUGUCAGAAUGGUCACUGCUGCUGGUCUCUGGUGUACUGUAGUAGUACACUCGGAUCCCGCUCCCCACAUUACCUGUAUCUGUGUGCCCUGCGUGUCAGCAUUUCAUUUUGGGCGCCCUCCUUCAAAACUCCAGCCUGUCCAACACAAGUGUGCUGUUUUCUCUCCAUUUGCACUCAACGUGCUUGCUGUCACAGGAGUCACUGGUACGGACCUGCGCACACAUGAUGACAAACAUUAUUAAUGCCAAUCAUGAAAUGUCCAAAAUACAUGUAGCAGAGAGCUAAUAUUUGAGGUGUUUUCCAUGAAGGACAGCCCUCUGGCAGCCAUGGUAGCUGAUGACCACUUAGCUUUGGACUAUUUAUUAGCCAGAGAGAAUUCUGUUCUCCUAAAAGGUCUGCAUGCACCAUGUGGGCAGGCUACACUGGCAAGGUGCCGCCGACAGCACAGGAAGUGAGACAACAAAUUAGACAAUAGCGUCAUGAAAAUAUUUGAACAUAGUUCCAGAAUCAUACUUACACGUUCCUGGAUCUCUCCAACCCCCCGGGAUGGACUGGAUUCAAACGUGUUUUUGAAGCUUCAUCAUCCUAAUUAUAAUACGUACUUGUGCUUUACAUGUGGCUUUUUAACUAAUAUUCAGAUUCAAAGUCAUUCAAAUGAGAUGUGGCAUCAUUCAGUCAACAAACCUAAGAGUGAACUUUAAUUAAGACAUUGACCGCAUUUUUGGUAUGUGACCCUUAAUCGGCUUCAGAUGCCUGCUCACCCUGCCUGGCCCACAAUGGGUAAAGUUAGGUUGGGUUAUUUUAGUUAUUUUUGUCAGUGGGUAGGAGGGUCAAACCUUGAAGACCUGCAGCCUCUACCCCUACACACCUCAAAGGGCCAAGCUAUUAACCUUUGCACAAGCCACUUCAACCCACUAACCCUUGCCCUACGCUCCUUAGUGAGUACCUUUGAGUAACAAACAUGUUUCUAUUACCUUGAUGCUUGUGGUGACAUUUUCGGUAGGAUAUUAAUCCUGCCCCCAUUUUAUCCAUUGAUAAACCCAUGGAAAAUGUCUUUAUUGAUGCAGAGAAUUUUGAGACGAUGAGGAUAAGACAUCCAAAUGCAGACAUCUGUCUCAGUGUGAUCAUGUUUUUGGAUGCAGUGGUCACAAAAGAAAACUUUGAGACCGCCCGCAUGGUCACCAGGAGGACAAUCAAUAUGUGAAAAUGCUAUCGUCUCACAGGGGAAAAAUACAGAGCAACACAAGUGAAUGGAUGGUUUCUGUUCUAAUAAGACCCUGGAGUCAACAUUCCCGUCUUCAAAACAAGAAAAAGAUGCUGAAGAAACUGAAAAUCAACACCUCUUCAUAUAUCCAUGAGCUAUUUGAGGUUAUAUGGCAAGCCCGUGCUCCAAAAAUAAGAGAUUGGUGGACAUAGAGAAUUGCUGUUUACUGAGAAGACACUGGAGCAGCAUCCUCUUGGGACACAUAUAAGAUGAAUUGCUGGAAACGGUAUGAACUAGCUUGAGCUCUAACUGGAGGCAGUUAAGGACCACCUGCCCCCUGCAAAAUUUGUGAAUUUUUCUCGCAGGAGUCCAACCGGGUUCUCCCGAGAAGACUGGCAAACCGCCUCAUGCAGGAAUUGGGGGGAAGCAUUUUGAUAUACAACAAAGCAUUCUGUUCUCUGUAACUUAGGCCAUUCCCUCAAAGGAAACUGAUUUGCCAGAGCCUUAUCUGACUGGGGAAGGAGCAGACAGCUCCCUGACCCUUGGGGUUUCUUCCCUGACCAAAGCGCUGUAAGAAUAAACGCUAAGAAUCUGUUCUGAAGUUCAUAGUCCGGGGAUUCUAUCCCGCCAAAACAUUACAGGUUUAAUCCUGACAUAAAAGAACAUUAUCCCAUCUACAUACCUUCCCACCAUAUCAACAAGGCUCCAGUAGAAAAACAGUGGGUUAAAACAGACUCCACUUACAAAUGAGUUUCCAAGGAUACCCAAAUGCAGCAGGGGAGAAAAACACAAGGACCCUGGAGGACAGUAAAGGCCCUGACACCUACGGUGACAGCAAACAUGAAACAUGAUCUAACUUCUAGUCAAGAAAACAUGAAAUGUCACACUGAAGGCCUAUUUACCUCAAAUCUUAUUGUGAAAAUUCAGAAAUAUGUGGAAGUGAAAUAACAUUUGCUCCCUGGUUUCACUUCUUUGUUAAAAUUGUCUCGGUUUUGUUUUUCCAUAAACCAAGUGCAUUUGGGGUAUUUUCCAUAGUUUCAAGUUACCGGAUCAGGUAUCAUCCACACCUUGGGAACUUCAACCAGAAAACAGGUAAGUGUUGGAUUUGAGAACAUUGAGGAUAGACAUUUUAUAAGUACAUCUGCAUUUGAAGAGAGAACUGUAUUUAUGCUUCAAACACAAAAGCAGAUAAACUGCAAAAAUAAAAGCCUGGGACAAAAUUCAAAAUUGUAAGAAUAAUUAAACUUACUUCUCAUACUGUAAAAAUUAACAACAGCAAUGUGCAGUUUUUCAUCAAAACCUUAUGUG
Molecule: messenger RNA, 6188 nt
Organism: Camelus dromedarius (Arabian camel)
Lineage: Eukaryota; Metazoa; Chordata; Mammalia; Artiodactyla; Camelidae
Product: zinc finger protein 709-like
Biological process (GO): regulation of DNA-templated transcription
Molecular function (GO): RNA polymerase II cis-regulatory region sequence-specific DNA binding; DNA-binding transcription factor activity, RNA polymerase II-specific
Source: RefSeq, a predicted model, not a curated record